Messenger RNA from Coregonus clupeaformis (lake whitefish), 591 nucleotides. RefSeq names its product heat shock protein beta-7-like. The coding region runs from base 1 to 591 and encodes 196 amino acids. The transcript is spliced from 4 exons. NCBI's taxonomy places the organism in Eukaryota, Metazoa, Chordata, Actinopteri, Salmoniformes, Salmonidae. The record is from RefSeq and is a predicted model, not a curated record.
AUGGCUCUGACCAGCUCUUCAUCCAGCCGUUCCUCCUCUUCCUCGUACCACUCGUCAGCCCGCUACAGCAGUUCCAGCACCUACUGGUCAGAGGGAUCUGGUGGUGGGGCUGCGGACCCCCUGUUUGAUCCCUUCCUGGAGGCAGCAGGGGUGGGACCCCCAAAGCCUGUUUGGAGAGGAGGGGGAUGUAGCCCCCCUGUCUGGCCCCCUUCAGCCGACACCACAAGGACUCCUACGGGUUACCCAGCGAUAGACUUCCUCAGGCCCAACAAGUGGCACUGUGCCAGGUCGUUCUGCCAGUAUGGGCGUGGUCAGAUUGUUGGGGGUAGUUACUACAUGUCAGCUGACGUCAGUCAGUUUCAACCACAGGACAUAGUGGUGAUGGCCUACAACCACAACAUAGUCAUCCAUGCUGAAAAGGUGUUGGAGAAUGGGAGAGUCAGUGAUACGUUUACCCAUAAGACCAUGCUCCCGACGGACAUGGACCCCCUGUCGAUAAGUGGCACGCUGACCCCUGAGGGCAUGCUGGUGGUCAGUGUCAGGAGGAAGCCCACUAUGGGGGUGCUGGAGCCCCCUGCACCCCCCGCAUAG